Molecule: messenger RNA, 1176 nt
Organism: Fusarium coffeatum
Lineage: Eukaryota; Fungi; Ascomycota; Sordariomycetes; Hypocreales; Nectriaceae
Exons: 2
Coding region: 1-1176 (391 amino acids)
Biological process (GO): regulation of intracellular signal transduction; cellular response to L-arginine
Cellular component (GO): cytosol
Source: RefSeq, a predicted model, not a curated record
AUGAAUGCGCAGGUGUCUUUCCUUGAUGGCACAUAUACGCUGAUUCACAUCCCCCUCAGCCUGUACUCAAGCCUACUCCAACCUAUUCUGCGAGUGCUUCUGCCGCAAUCGCAAGGCACAGGAGGCCUGCGCGACUCACCCGAGUACGAGUUACAAGGACUCACUUCUGAUGGUCAGCAUGGCUUUCUCAACAUCAGUAUCACGCCUCUAGAGUGUUCGGUUGUCUGCCACACCUCGUGGGCUCAAAAUGUGUUCGAGCCAGUUCUAAAGACCCUGCCGCGCGAUGUUGCGAAGAUUGUCUCCGUUUCCAGAGAGUCCUACAUGGUUCUUUCUGUUAUUAGUGCUGGACUGGAUGCGGGUGGCCGUGUCAUGGAAUUGACUUCCCCACUCGCCCUUGCUGGUAUCCCCAUCUUCUUCAUCACGACCUAUUAUUCCGAUUUCAUUCUAGUCCCGACCAAGGAGCGCGAAAAUGUGGUCAAAUCUCUUAUAGCGAAGGGCUUUGAGCUGUCCGACAACGAAUCGAACUUCAUCACUUCUGCUGCGAACAGUCAGAAGCAGGGGAAUGGACUGCCAGCAUCAUCACCGCCCCAUGAAGGUCUCCCACUCAAUGUUGCCGAGCUGCAAACGCGCAUUUUUGGUACAUUGAAGAAGAGAAACGUGGCACCGAACCUUGAAGAAACCCUUGAGCUGGUGCAAUGCUCUGGACGUGAAACAUCGCAACUUGCAAAUUUCACGCAUCAACGCCCUUCAAUUAGUCGACAUGCAACUGGAAACGGUCGUAGACCAAGCUGGGCGGACAAUGUCGACACGAAAUUAUACACAUGCAUCAUCUCAGCACUUGUAUCGCAACCUCGAUUUAUGUCUGUUACUCUGGCUCAGGAGGAUCCACCAUCUCUGCUGCUCGACAAGAAUCUUCUUGACAUAUUCGGCGACUCGCUUGUUGGAGAUACUGACGCCUGUCUGAUCCCGAUUUUCCUCGACCUAAAGAGUCUUCCUCUUGAAGCUACGGGUAUCGUAUGUGGUGUUGCUGGUAUACUGGUACAGGACUCACAGAUCGCUGCCAGCUCGGAGCUAUCAUAUCUGUCGACGGCACAGGCAGGUGCUGUGAUUCUAUCUGAAGAGCAGGCUGUUAGAGCAAUGGAUAUCUUGAAGCCUCUACUGAGCGAAGAGAAUUAG